Molecule: messenger RNA, 846 nt
Organism: Miscanthus lutarioriparius
Lineage: Eukaryota; Viridiplantae; Streptophyta; Magnoliopsida; Poales; Poaceae
Source: the annotation of a GenBank genome assembly
AUGGUGCACCAGGACGAGGAGCUGCCGCAGGCAUGGUGGUUCGACAGCCACAACCUCGCGAGGCCAUCUCCAUGGCUGAACAGCACGCUUUCAGAGCUGGAUGACAGGACCAAGCAAAUGCUGAAGCUGAUCGACCAAGACGCGGACUCGUUCGCCCAGCGUGCUGAGAUGUACUACAAGAAGCGGCCGGUGCUGGUGGACAUGCUGGGCGACCUGUACCGCACGCACCGCUCGCUGGCGGAGCAGUACGACCUGCUGAAGCACGGCAGUGGCACGCGGCACACGGUGUUCGGCCUGUCCUCCUGCACACAGAGCCGGUCUCAGGCGUCCUCGACCAACGGCAAGACCACGCCUCGCUCCUCCUGCUCGGCGUCCAUGUACGACUCGGAGUCUGAAGUCGAUGACCCCGAGCUAGAUGAAGACGAGGCAGAGCAACUGGCGUGUGCGGGGAUCACCAAGACGGAGCCGCCGUCGUCGCCGGAGCAGCAGCAGCAAGAGCGUGAGCAGGUGGAGCAGCAGAUGCGCGCGGAGAUCGAGAGUCUCAAGGCGCAGAACGCGGCGCUGCAGAAGGCUGCCGAGGAGAACGCGGCAGCGCUCAGGGCGGAGCUCGCCGCGAAGGACGAGGAGAAGAGGGAGGUGAUCAGGCAGUUGGCGUCGUCCAUGGACGUGAUGAGGCAGGAGAACCUGACGCUGCGCGAGCACAUCGUCAGGGGAUCAUCGUCCAAGUAUUCCUCAUCUGCACCCCGCGCCGCGGCGUUCGAUCUCAGGAAGGUGGCCAGGGGCCUCUUCACCGCGAGGCUCUUCACCGCGCACUGCAGGCCUACGGGCCCUAUCGUCGCGCUCUGA